Molecule: messenger RNA, 828 nt
Organism: Ilex paraguariensis (yerba mate)
Lineage: Eukaryota; Viridiplantae; Streptophyta; Magnoliopsida; Aquifoliales; Aquifoliaceae
Source: the annotation of a GenBank genome assembly
AUGCAUCCCGGUCCUCCUGGCCCCUACCCUUUUCCGAUCAUCGGCAACAUCUUCCAACUCGGCCACAAACCCCACCUCUCACUAGCCACCCUCUCCAAAACUUAUGGUCCAUUGAUGUCUCUUCAGCUGGGGACCAUAACCACCAUGGUCGUAUCAUCACCCAAAAUAGCCAAAGAAGUGUUGCAAAAACAUGAUCAGGUCUUCUCUGGCCGACCAGUUCCACAUGCUAUCACGGCACUUGACCACAACACGGUCUCCAUGGCGUGGUUACCGGCAGAAAAACAAUGGCGGAACCUUCGCAAAAUAUGCAAAGAGCACUUGUUUUCAUCGCAACGACUCAAUGCCAGUCAAGUCCUUCGCCGUGAAAAGGUACAGGAACUGCUUGAUUAUAUCCAUGAAUGUUGCAUCAGAAGCCAAGCCGUGGAUAUUGGUCGAGUUGCCUUCACAACCACCCUUAAUUUGAUAUCAAACACCAUUUUCUCGAUAGAUUUGGCUCACCUGCACGAUUCCAAUGGUUCUCAAGUACCCAAGGACAUUGUAUGGGGUUUGAUGGAAUAUGUUGGGAAGCCUAACCUUGCAGACUACUUCCCAGUACUUAGACUGAUUGAUCCACAGGGCAUACUGAAACAGGGACAAAUUUAUUUUGAAAAAUUGUCAGUGAUAUUUGAUGGUAUCAUCAAUCGACGGAUAGAAUCAAGAUCUUCCUCGUCUUCAAGAAGCAAUGAUCUGCUGGAAACCCUCCUGGAUCUAAGCCAAAAGAAUGAUUCUGAGUUGAGCUACAAAGACAUGAAACAUAUGUUUGUGGUCAGUACCAUUUUUCAAAUCUAA